Molecule: messenger RNA, 515 nt
Organism: Drosophila erecta
Lineage: Eukaryota; Metazoa; Arthropoda; Insecta; Diptera; Drosophilidae
Exons: 1
Coding region: 52-270 (72 amino acids)
Source: RefSeq, a predicted model, not a curated record
GUGAGUCAACUAGCAAGGUCGCCAGGCAGCGGCAACGCACGCACUUGGCGGAUGAACAGGAUCCGCAGGAUGGGCGAGAGGCUGCCACAUAAAUUACACUUUAAUUUUGGAGCAUUUUUGGCCACGGCUUAUAAAUCAACCGAGUUCCAGCAAACGCGACGACGACGACAGCUGGUUGGCCGGGUUCUCCGCCGGAUUCUCGCCGGCUCCGGGAGGCUCCUGCUCCUCCGGGCUUUCCCUCCGCCCUCCCCCCGAUCCCUUCGCAGCUGAGGGCAGGCCACUCGCAAUAUUGAAAUUUCAAUUUAAUUACAUAGAACGAGGCCCGACCUCAGGCCCAUGUGCCCACAAAAUGAGCUGUCGUUGUGGUUCAAAAAGAGUCAGCACCACCACCCAAAUACACAAAUACACCAACAACAAAAGCUGGUGGUGCAGGGUCCUGUUAGAUGGGCUCACUUGAACUGAACUGCUCGGCGGUUUGGCUUAAUUUGUUGAGAUAAUUGUGCCGAAAUUAUAUU